GGUCCCGGCCACGCCCCGCCCUGCCAGUGGCCAAGGGCGCGGCACCUCCAAUUCACUGCAAAGCUGCGGUCUGCACCAGGGCUGCACCAGCCGAGCGAAGGUGAUCCUGAGCCAACAUGGCCGUCCUCUCCAAGGAAUAUGGUUUUGUGGUUCUAACCGGUGCCGCCAGCUUUAUCAUGGUAGCCCAUCUAGCCAUCAACGUUGCCAAGGCCCGAAAGAAGUACAAAGUGGAGUAUCCAAUCAUGUACAGCGCGGACCCUGAAAACGGGCACCUUUUCAACUGCAUUCAGCGCGCCCACCAGAACACGUUGGAAGUGUAUCCUCCCUUCUUAUUUUUCCUAGCUGUUGGAGGUGUUUACCACCCGCGUGUAGCUUCUGGCCUGGGCUUGGCCUGGAUCGUGGGGCGCGUUCUUUAUGCCUAUGGUUACUACACGGGAGAACCCAGCAAGCGGAGUCGGGGUGCCAUCGGCUCCAUCGCCCUCCUCGGCCUGCUGGGCACAACCGUGUGCUCUGCCUUCCAGCAUCUCGGUUGGGUGAAAACCGGCCUGGGCGGGGCGUCCAAAUGCUGCCAUUGAAGAAUUCUAGGCUGUUUACAACCUCUUGUUCAUUUUGAGUGACUUGCUUUUAUUUUCAGUUACUUUUUUUUUUUUUCUAAAUAUAAUAAAGACUUACCUGGCAUUAGCCUCAUACCUAA
Messenger RNA from Suricata suricatta (meerkat), 694 nucleotides. It is a transcript of the gene MGST3, whose product is annotated as microsomal glutathione S-transferase 3. NCBI's taxonomy places the organism in Eukaryota, Metazoa, Chordata, Mammalia, Carnivora, Herpestidae. Gene Ontology annotation, molecular function: glutathione peroxidase activity; glutathione transferase activity. The coding region runs from base 117 to 575 and encodes 152 amino acids. Gene Ontology annotation, cellular component: nuclear envelope; membrane; endoplasmic reticulum. The record is from RefSeq and is a predicted model, not a curated record. The transcript is spliced from 6 exons.